UGGCACCUAAAUAUCUUCCUACUAACAACUAUCUUAGGGCGUGCAAUAAGGGCUGAGUUUAGUUGAAAGGACUUAGGUACCUAGGUAUGUACCUAAUCCUGAAAGGUCGGAUUCGCGAUGGACAUGCGGACCCCUGGUCCUAACCCUAAUGAUUUGCUGGAUGAGCGCUAAAUAGUACCCCGUAAGUGGUCGUGACAAGUAAUUGACCCCCGUUUCGAUCGAUCCACGCUGCCAUGGACGGUAAUCAGCCCCACCAAAGCAUCUAGGUAGUCCGGGUAGACCCAUGUACUUCUAGUGGUCUUCGACCUUACGAUCUAUCCCACUCCUCACUUUUCGCAAACUACCCGCAGCCGCAACCGCAGUGUCGCUUUGGCCAUUUUCGACAACUUGCGAAUUCUCAUAUUCAGAGCAGCGACUCGAUAGUCGUCAAGUUGUCGCGGAGGUAGGCGGUGUUGUCGCCUCUGGAGAGCAGCGGCAGUUAGUUCUGGUAGUGUGCGUAUCGACACCUCACAACCGCCUAACCAUCGAUCACUCCGGGCCUUCAAUUCUUCUCCCAACACCCAUCCUUAGCGAAAGGGGUCCCUUUUUUUUUUUUUUCGCAAAAUGAAGAUCGGUUGUUUACAAUUCGCGCCUCAGGUCGGCGACGUCGACAACAACUUGAAUCGAGCCGAUGCUAUCAUAAACAAGGCGAACCCCGAAGAUUUGGACAUUCUUGUCCUUCCCGAGCUGGCAGUCACAGGUUAUAACUUUCGAUCUUUACGCGACAUAUCUCCCUUCCUCGAGCCGACAGCUGCCGGUGUUACGUCUCUAUGGGCCAGAACCACUGCUCUCAAGCACAACUGUAUCGUGAUUGCGGGGUAUCCUGAGACUGCGGACGUGCGCGCGACAUGGCCUACCUCGCCGGAAUAUUACAAUGCAUCUAUAAUUGUGAAUGAAGAUGGAGAUACAAUUGGACAUUAUCGAAAGACGCACCUCUACUAUACCGACGAAACUUGGGCUCUUGAGGGUUCCGGUUUCUAUCAGGGUCGAUUCCCUGGCAUAGAUAGUAAGGUUGCGAUGGGCAUAUGCAUGGAUAUUAACCCCUAUAAGUUCGAAGCUCCCUGGCAUGCAUUCGAGUUUGCUUUUCAUGCUCUAGACAGCGGCGCGAAAUUAGUAAUAUUGAGUAUGGCCUGGUUGACAACUGAAGACCUUGCACUCUAUUCGAGUAAAAGCUCGGAGCCGGAUCUUGAUACGUUAACAUAUUGGCUGACAAGAUUGGAGCCGCUCAUUCGCGCAGAGGACGACGAAGAGAUUAUCGUGGUUUUUGCGAACCGAACCGGCGUUGAAGAUAAUGCUGUAUACGCAGGUACAAGUGCCGUAAUUGGUAUCCAGGGGGGAGAGGUCAGUGUUUACGGCGUGCUCUCGCGUGGCGCCAAGGAACUCCUCGUGGUCGAUACCAACACACCCCCUUACGCUAAACUGGUAUAUCGACCUGGUGCAGGAGAGACAUCUAUUGAUGCGCCGGGAAGUGAGCCUCAGGCGCCACCGAGCGACGAUGAUAGUGGGGGGGAACCGCCGGAUGCACCAAAGAAAUCGCCGAAGCUUCCAGAGAAGUCUGACAACGGGGCUUCAGGGCCGCCUGUGGAAUCUAGUUAUCGGGGUAUUGCACAGGCGGUGCAGGGUGAGCUUCCAGCCUCGCCCCAAUAUUCAUGGGGCCAAUCCCCCAUAAAUCCUUUUGCGCCAAGUCAACUCCCUGAUCGGGACGUUCAUGAUGCAUAUGAGGAACAUGUAUCCCCCACUGGCAGAAACCACCAACCAGUUGGCGAUUACGGCGUGCCGACAGGACGUGCUGUCCCCAGAAGCGUCGAACCGGAAUCUGGCGCUGGAUAUCCUGGACUGAUUAGCAAAUUCAAUGAUUCUGCUACGGCUGGGGACGCCCCUAUAAACAGACCCCCUUCGACAAAGUCUCGCAACGCAAGCCGUAAUAGGUCGCACAGCACACAGCAACUUAACCUCGGGGAGCAACUACCUAAGUCGAUGUCGGUAGGCGCUAGCAAACAUAGGCACGAGAAUACUGCGGUAUUACCUGGCGAUACGGCUCUAGGUCUUCAAGAUGGGAACUUGUCUCCGGAUUUGGAGAAGCUCGGUGCAGACCUCAUGGUAUUUGAAGGAGAUUUGGCUACCAGAUCACAACGUGACAGUCUAGUGUGUCAUGUUGAUGAGGAAGACUUCGCUAUUCUAAUGGCCAAGCUCAAAGACUCCGCCGAAAGGAAAAGGUCGGUUAAACCGGACGAACGCGCCGGGCGUUCGAGAUCGCGAAGUAACAAGACAAGUGGGUUUUCGAAAAGUGGGGGAAGAUCUCAGUCGAGGAAUGAAGUGUCGGUAAACUCACCAAACUAUUCUCAUAGGUCGAACGGAGCAACACCUACCCGACCGGUUAGCCGUGGGAGACAUCGAAGCGGAAGCAAAUCAACGCCGAACAACUUGUCGAAGAAAACUUCGCAUAGCCGCAUAACCAACAAUAAAGUACCCACUCAAAGUUUAGCUGAGGGACGAGGGGCAUCUGCAGAACCAGUGCAUCAUACUAGGCGUCCAAGUGAGGGUAUCUCGAAAUUAGCAUCACCCUCAUCGGAUCGACAUCGGCGGGAUCCCACACAGCCGUCUAAUAAACAAUUAAACCACAAGGACCCGGCGGUGGUUGUUGAGCGAGAAGUGACCUUACCGAUCAGGGUGGCAAAACCCCGCAAGGGUGAUACUCACCCACCGUUAACCAGGAAGACAAUAUCCUCUCUGGAAGCCGCUAACUCGGACCCAAGCGCGCGUACAUCCCCAGAAGUGGCAGAGCCCAAAGAUUCAACGCGAAAGUUCGUCCCAGAACGACUUCCACCAACGCCUAAAGCCAUGGUGCUUCCUCCAGAUUACGGCGUCAGUGAUAACCACCAAAGCAUGCCUACCCCACCAAAGAAGCAACAACCCAUAAUUGGAGUAAAUUGCCUUGAUGAAACUGAAAUAAGAAGUGGGAGGCCAAAGAGUGCAGUAUGGUAGAAGUACACUCGCAAAGACGUCGAUGAUAGGAUCUUCUCAUUCAACUUACUUAGCAAGGAGUUCAGGGAAAGAAUGUUAGUGUUUUAUUAUAUGUGAAGAACUUAGGAAGUUUAAAUAGUCGAUAUUAAAAGGGCAUGAUACCAUGUAUGGAACUACACCACGCUCAUCUUUGAGGGAUAGUCUUGGUAGAAUAUCUAAUAACCAUAUACGAAACUUAUUCGCCGUGGUUAAGACGUAGCUGUAGUUGGCCUAUAGGAUCGCCCUGCAUAUGUUUAAUAGCAAUUCAUGAGAUCUUCUAUGCGG
Hypoxylon trugodes is the source of this 3327-nucleotide messenger RNA. RefSeq names its product carbon-nitrogen hydrolase. The transcript has 5 exons. Lineage: Eukaryota; Fungi; Ascomycota; Sordariomycetes; Xylariales; Hypoxylaceae. Gene Ontology annotation, molecular function: protein-N-terminal asparagine amidohydrolase activity; protein-N-terminal glutamine amidohydrolase activity. The record is from RefSeq and is a predicted model, not a curated record. Gene Ontology annotation, biological process: protein catabolic process. The coding region runs from base 604 to 3024 and encodes 806 amino acids.